AUGCCUCCAGGCAGCGGUAGCGCACUAAGCGCGGGAGCUUGGCCCGGCAUCACGGUUUCCGCACCCAUCCCAACCGCAUCCGAACCAACACAUGUACCUGCCUCUAGCGAAUCCUCCGCCUCUACCACUCCCCCGCCUCUCACCCACGAGCCGUUUCCGCCCAUCGCCCCCAGCUCACCUUCCUCCCCAACCUACUCCUUCCGCGUGUUCCCAACGUCGACGGCGCCCCCUGACCGCCACGUCAACGCUGCGUACGAAUUCGUGUCGCAGAUCGGCGAGGGGCGACACGGCACCGUCUGGCUGGUGGAGGACCGCGCCUCGGGAUCGACAUACGCAUGCAAGAAAAUCAGCAAGCGCGGGCUCGAGUCCGCAUGGGACCGCGACGAGGUAAGGCGCGAGGUGGCGGUGAUGCGCGUGCUGGCGGGGCGGCACGGCGGCGUGGUGCGGCUCCAGGAGGUAUUGGAGGAUAGCGAGGCGGUGUACUUAAUUAUGGAGCACUGCGAGGGCGGCGAGCUGUUCGAUAAGAUCGUGGGCGACGGGCGGCUGCAUCCGCUGGAGGCGGCGCACCUGUUCCGCCAGCUGGUUUCCGCCGUGCAGUUCUGCCACGCGCAAGGCGUGCUGCACCGCGACCUCAAACCCGAAAACAUUCUGCUCACGCGAUCCGCGGGACUCGACGGGCGGAAUGCGCGGGGACUGCAGCAGCAGCAGGAGACGAGCCCGAACGCGAAGGAUCAGGCGCAAAGGACGCCGCGGUGGCAGCAGGUGAAGCAGCAGGAGCAGCAGGAGGGGCAGCAGAGAAAGGAGGAGGACGGGGAGGAAGAGGGGCGGAAGGAUGGCAAAUCCAACGCUCAGGGAGGCGAAGAGGCGAUGCCGCUGACGGCGCAGCAAUUCAACAUCGAACGGCCCACAGAGCCCGCUAAUACCGUGAAUUCCGGUAAGAAGGUGCCCGUGUCGGCUGUCCCUGCUGCUGGCAGUCAGAAUAAAGCCUGCGACUCGCAGAACAUCCGCUGGCCGGUGCAGCAAGGCGGCGCCGCUGGUGGCGGAGUAACCGCAGCCGCCAAAUCCGCCGCGAGGUCCGCCGCAGCCGUCGGCGGGGCCACCACCCGCGCGGUGGGGAAGGCGCUCACGGGGCUGGGGGCGCGGAGCGCGAGUCAACGCUCCCUGCUGCAGUGGCACGUGCGGCUCGCGGACUUUGGAUUCGCCGUGUUUCUCGCUCCCGGGGAGAAGACGUCGGACGUGGCAGGCAGCCGGCUGUACGAGGCGCCUGAGCUGAUCCGAUUCGAGCCGUUCGACUUUAAAGCCGACAUCUGGUCGCUGGGAGUGGUGCUGUACGCCAUGCUCUCGGGCUGCCUGCCGUUCCGAGGCCGCGACGACGACGAGCUGGGCCGUCGGAUCAUGGAGGGGCGGCUCAAUCUGACGUCCAAGCCGUGGCCAUCUGUGCCGGGCGACGCGAAGCGACUGGUCGCGCGAAUGCUUCAGGUGGAGGCGGGGCGGCGGCCGUCAGCGGAGGAGGUGCUGAACGACGCGUGGGUGGUGCGGCACUUCGGCGUGGCGGCGCCCGCCAGGCGACUUGGCCCCAUCCCGCCGCCCUCGCUGCUGCAGGAACUCGAGGAGCAACCGCCGUGCGGCUCGCAGGCCUCUGCCGCUCCCCCUGAUCUUCAGCUUCCUCCUGCUGCUCCUCCUGCUGCUCCUGCUGCUCCUGCUGCUUCUCCUGCUGCUCCUCCUGCUGCUCCUGCUGCUCCUGCUGCUUCUCCUGCUGCUCCUGCUGCUGCUCCCGCUGCUGCUGUUGACGUCGUGUCGAGCGCAGACGAUGCGUGCAGUCAAUUGAAGGAGUCAGCCAAUGGGGACGCAGCGGAGCGCGCGGAGUCCCCGCUCACUAGCACCCCUCGUGCUACAUCCCUGGAAACGCCACCUCACGUCCCUGCUCACCACUCUUCCGCCACUCCCCCUGCCGCCACGCCCCCUGCCGCCGCUGCUCCUUCCGCCCUGUCCUGCUCCGCGCCAGGUGAGCGCAGCAGUGGCUGCGCGGAUGUGGGGGGAUGCGGUGGUGGAGACGAGGAGGCGUGUGGAGCGGGAGGGGGCAGGAUUGGAGUGGUGGCAGACGGCACGGCAGGAACAGCUGUACUCGUGGGACUGGCAGGUGCUGUGGAGAGCGCAGGGGAGAGGCGACGGGGCGACGAGGAGGAGGAGGAGGAGAAGGAGCGAGCGCCGCAAGCAGCAGCGGCAGCGGCAGCAGCAGCAGAAGUAUCAACAGCAGUGGUUACGGAAGGGGAGGGCGGUGAAAGCAAAGGGAGGAGGAGCGCGGAAGCAGCGCCACCCAGUCGCAUACCGCGAGCUUCAGGCCUGCCUUGGGCCAUCCCAUCGCCGCGCCACCACGGCGAGCGCGAGAGCAGCAGCGCGUGCGGGCAGGAGAGUGGUGGUGGCGCGCGCACAGGGUCCGCGCAUGGCGGUGAUUUGGCGUGUGGCGGGGGGUCCCUGGUGCAUGGGGCUGGCAGCACGGAGAGCCAGGCGUCUGUGGCCACGCCGUGCAAGCGACAACGGAUGCUGGCUCACCGUGUCUCACCCACGCCGGCAGCAGGAGCAGCAGAAGCAGCAGGAGCAGCGGCAGCAUCAGGAGCAGCAGUAGGUGCUGCGGGACCGGGAGCAGGAAGCAAGGGUGGAGCGCAAGCGAAGGAAGCAGGUGCUACGGCUGUCGGGACGGUGAAGGGGAAGCGACGCGCGGCUGCUGCUGCUGCGGCGCCUGAUGCGGCCGUCGCUGCUGCCGUCGCCCGAGCCAAGCGACGAGCCGAGGCGGCGAUUGCGGCUCGGGAGAAAAGCGCGAGUGAGGCAGCCAAGGGCGGCAGCAGGGGCCGCGGCAGAGGCGGCAGCGCGCACAGCCACGCAGAGAGGCCGAGAGAGAGCAGCGCGUGGGGGAGAAGACGAGGGGAGAAGGCGCCGAUAUCAGCGUGGGUGGUGGAGAAGAGGGGCGGCGCGCGCACGGACAAGGGGUCGCCAUGCCUCUCCAGUGCAGCUUCCACCACCAGCACCGCCACAACCGCCACCACCGCCACAACCGCCACCACGUCUACAACGGCAAUCACGGGGCGGGCAAGGACCAUCUCGUCUGCUACCACGUCUGCGUGCUCCUCUUCUUCCUGGUACUCCUCCUCCCCUUCCUCCUCUCCCACCUCCUCGCCCUCCCUCGCCCACCCUCCUCUCCCUGCAGCAGCUGUGCCUGCGCUCUGGCCGUCCCUUCCUGCCCCGUCCGCAGGGACGGCGAGAGCCGCGGGUGCAGCAGCAGGACGAGGAAGAGCAGGAGCGAAAGCAGGAGGGGCGGGAGGGGCGGGGUGGAAGGCAAGCAGUGGGAGGACGGGUGGUGGUGCGGGGAUGGGGGCUGGGGGCUUGCCUCCGCUGCCGGGCUCGCCUGCCCCCUCCUCCACGUCCUCAGGCAGUGUGCCUAGCACGAGCAGGUGGGGUAGGGGCACGGGUGCUGCUGCUGCUGCGGGUGCAAGGGAGAGUGAAGGAGCAGGGGGGGGAUGUGCGCGCGUGGGAGGAGGUUUCAGGAUGGCUGGUUCGGUUGGGCUGGAGGAGAAGGAGAAGGUACGGACAAACGAGAAUGCGCAAACAGGCACGGCAGUAGCAGGCACCUCUGGGAGGAAACGGUGGGAAUUGAGUAAUCGUGGUGGUGCUGCUGCUGCUGCUGCUGCAAGAUCAACGGUGGUGGGCGAGAGUCGCAGUGGCAUGAGUGCGAGCAGCAGUGGGAAGAGCAGCAGGAGCAGUGGCAGCAGUCAGGGCGUGCGGGCGCCUUUGAGUGUGCAGAAGGCCGUUUCGAGGUCUAUGGUCCAAACAGAGGAGGAGGACGGGGGGCAGGAGAGUGGGGAGGAGGCAGAGGAAGGAGAGGAGGAGGUGGGUGAGGAGCAGGAAGACGAUGAGUCGAGUGAUGGAGAGUAUGUGAGCUAUGGGGAAGAGGAGGAUGAGGAAGAGGAUGAGGAGGAGGAGGAGGAGGAGGAGGAAGAGGAAGAUGAGGAGGAGGAAGAGGAGGAUGGCGAGGCGGAGGAGGAGGAGAGUGAGGAAGAGUGUGGGUUAGUAGAGGAGGAUGUCUUUGAGGAUUCUGUGGAAUCAAGCAUAAAUGGUGGCAAGCAGAGGGGAGGGGAGAGUGAAGAAGUGAGUGAGGAGGGAGAGAAGGAGAGUGAGGAGGAAGAAAGUGAGGAAGAGAGCAGGUUGGCAACAGAAAGCUGUGAAACAGAGCAGGAGACAGAGGAAGACAAGGAGUUGAGUGAAAGCUGUGGAGUGGAAGAGGAGGGGUGUGAAUCGAGCGGGAGUGAGGAGGAGGUAGCAACGGUGGAUGCGACAAUCGGAGACUCAACACAUAUUCCAUCAGAGCUGGACGAAUUAGUUGUGGGAAGAGGAGCAGCAGCAGCAAGUGAGGCGUGCAGAGCGGAGCAGGAGGAGCGGGUGAGGGAGGUGCAGGCGAUGCUAGAUGAGAAGAGGCGGAGUGAGAAGCGGCGCAGCAGGCGGCAUAAGUAUGUGGCACGGUCCCUGUGGAAGCAUGAUAUGAUGGAGCUGCGGCGCAUGGAGCGAGUGGCAGAGGAUGGUGAUGAUGAUGUUGUCGUGAUUGCUGAUGCAUGGGUUGGAGAUGCGGGUGGGAAUGAGACUGCGGUGGGAAGGAAGGGGCAGGGAGGAGUGGGAGGGAUGGGGCAGCGUCCGCCAUCCAAGCAUCACGAGUACACGGCGCUGGCCGACGUGGCGCGCGCGGCGGGGAGGCGGGUGAACGUAGUGGGGGUGGUGGUGCUCGCUGACUGCGUGCGAAGCUUCCAAGGCACCCGUGUGUGCUGCACGCUACUGCUAGCGGACGCCACGUGUCACCUCCCCGGGUACCAAGUGACGGCCAUAGCGGGGAGUGCAGACGACCUGCCGUGCGUGGCGGGCGUGGGGGAUGUCAUCGCCUUGCACCACCUGCUCAGCACAGUGGAUCAGUCAGUCCCUCAAGGCAUCGCUCACAUUAACACCACCACCACCACCACCACCAGCAGCGGCGGUGGCGGCGGCGGCGGCGGCGGUGGCAGAGGCGGCAGAGGCGGCAGUAACAACGGUGGCAGUGGCAGGGGGAUGCAGGGCGGUGCGCGCAGCAGCUGUGCGCUGUUCCCGGGCGCUCCAGGCGCGCCCCUGCGCCCCUACUCCGCCUUCCCCUCCCCCACCGCCUUCCUGCCCGCGGGCCCGGUGAAGCAGCGCGUGCAGGCGCUGAGGCAGUGGGCGCACGGCUUCCCCUUCCAACCCCGUGCGUGCUGUGGCGUUGUGCGGGGGGAAGGGGGUGCGGGGUGGUUUGUGGAGAAGAGAAAGAUGGAUGGCUGGAAGGGAGGUUGCAGAAGGGAGGGCGUAGGAGGAAGGGUGAGAGGACAAUCCCAUGCCAUGCCAUGCCAUGCCGCCCCACCACCACCCCAUGACGGCAUUAUCCGUUGGGUGCUGGCAGGUGCACAGGCAUGUGCAGUGCCACUGCUGCCCAUCAGUGGCAUCACAAACGACACGGACUACGACAUGUGCGUGCAGGUGUGGCAUGUGCAGAGGAUGGGGCGGGUGGUCGUUCUGUGGGCAUGGGACGGCACCGACACCCCUCUACCGCCUCUCCUCUCGCCUGCAGCGCCCAUCCCUGCCGUGAAGCAGCAGCUAGGUGGUGGUGGUACUAGUGGCACUCCUGCUCCCCAUGCCAUGCCACCACCUAGACCACUAUCAGCACCACCACCUACACCACCAGCACAAGAACCAGCAGCAGCAGCAGCAGCAGCAGCAGCCGCAGCGCACAACAACAACAGCGGCAGCAGCAGCAGCAGCAGCAGCAAGCACCCGGUGUUUUCUAUUGGCAGUCGUGUGGGGCCACCACCCUGUGUGCUCCACCGGCUGCCCCCACUGGGCUCUCUCCUCCCCAUCCUCUGCCUCGCCUCCCACCCCGACCACCUCUUGCAGCGGUUGCUCCCCCCGCGCCUGCCGGCUCCACCCACUCGCCACGCGCACAGGGCAGCAGAAGGAGCAGGGCAGCAGGGGAAGGAGGCCGGAGGGGAGGGGAGGGCGGGUGCGGUGGGGGGGGAGCGUGGAGGCGUGGUGCCGUGCUGGGUGCUGCUGCAGAAGGUGCGGGGGGCAUGGCAGGAGGAGGAGGGCGAGUGGGUGGGGGUUCUGGGCCCUGAGAGCAGGGUGAGUCCUGUGAAGGAGCACUAUGCUGACGUGGCGCACGUUAUUAGGAGGUAUGCAGAAAGGGAGGCGAGUGGGGAUGCACUGACACGCAUGGGCGCGCUUGCUCAGUGUGCAAGCACAGCUGCCAUCACAAGAAUAGAGCGGCCACUGCAGCCCUACUCCACUCUCCGCCAAAUAUACUGCCACCCUCAAGUACCCUACCGCUUCCGCUGUGUGGCCCGGGUCAUCUAUGCGUCGCACAUCCACCCCCGCCACUUCACCGCCUUCCUGCCCCCCAAGCCCCGCCCCGCUUCCUCCGCCGCUCCCGCCGCCGCUCCCUCUGCCCCCCGUGCACCUCCCUUGGGGUUUCCCUCCCCCACGAAUACCAUGAUUGGGCGAAUGAGCGCUGAUGAGAGGCACGCGGGUACAGGUAACGGUGGCAGUGAUGGCAGUGGCGGGGGCAGUGGUGGUCAUGGUAGUGAGGGGGCCAAUGUGCGUGAAGUACAUGGGGAGACGGGGAGCAAGGGCGCGCAGGUGGAUGGAGAGGUGGUUGGGGGUAAGCGGAAGAGGCAGGGAUGGGAAAGAAGAGGGGGUGUGGGCAGGGGCAGUGGAAAGGUGAACCAGGGGGAGCAGGACGGCAGGGCAAGUGGGGGGGAGAAGGAGAAGCAGUGGGCAGCAGGGCUGCUGCUGCUGCUGGAGGACUGCACUGGCCGCCUGCUCGUCCGCCUUGCUGCCCACCAUGCGGAGCACUUCUUUGCUGCCUCUGCCAAGGACCUGCGCAACCGCCCUCGAGUGACUGCCAGGGCAGCGCAAGGCAUGGCGGCUCUGCUUGCUGCCCCCACCGCCCCCCGCUCCCCUGCACCUGACCAAGGGUUUGCAGCUGGAGCAGCAGCAGCAGCAGCAGCAGCAGCAGCGCCUCCUAAGAUGUGUUGCGGCGCAGCAACUGGAGGGGCAGAGCUUGGCAAGGGAGGGUUGCGCAGCCCCCCUGCUGUUGACUGCUGUGUGUUCUCCUACUAUCAAACAGGCAUGAAGGGCCUGCCACAGGGAAAGGCAUUCCAGAUCUUUGAAACUCAGCAUGACAAUGGUUAA
Messenger RNA from Closterium sp. Naga37s-1, 7233 nucleotides. Lineage: Eukaryota; Viridiplantae; Streptophyta; Zygnematophyceae; Desmidiales; Closteriaceae. The record is from the annotation of a GenBank genome assembly.